This is a messenger RNA of Hyaloscypha bicolor E, 945 nucleotides long. RefSeq lists its product as uncharacterized. Gene Ontology annotation, biological process: regulation of transcription by RNA polymerase II. The transcript has 3 exons. Gene Ontology annotation, molecular function: DNA-binding transcription factor activity; RNA polymerase II cis-regulatory region sequence-specific DNA binding. The record is from RefSeq and is a predicted model, not a curated record. Lineage: Eukaryota; Fungi; Ascomycota; Leotiomycetes; Helotiales; Hyaloscyphaceae. The coding region runs from base 135 to 623 and encodes 162 amino acids.
GGGCGGCUUCGUCUUCCCCAUCAUUCGAACCAUCUGGAUUCAGUCAACAAUCCCUUGACCUUAAUGUCCCCGCCAAUUUUGACAUUGACGUCGAACUGGAAGCUUUGCUAGCUUUCCCAGAUGGUUCAAACUGCAUGGUAUUUCAGGAUUCCACAUCACUACUUCAAUCAGAUUGGAAUUCUAUGCCACUAUCGUCGAUUCCGCGCUCUGAUUAUGAUUUCUCCGGCCUGAGCAGUACAGUUUCAACACCACUUGGGAAUGAAACUCUCUGUCAUAAGUCACAUCAGAAUCGCAAGAGUCAAAUAUCGGUCCUUCCGUCCUUCAAAUGUCCGCAUUGUUCCGCAUUUUUCACAAGCGAACAACGAGUCGGGUCUCACAUUCACACAUCCCAUCGGCAUGCCAGCAAAUGUGAUGGUUGUGGGCAGCGUUUCACGAUCCCAAAAGAUCUAAGACGCCACCUACAAACAGCAUCAUCAUGCCGAGAAGGAUCAGCACGUCCCUUUGCUUGCAAAUGUGGAGAGACAUUCAUUCGAAAGGAUCAUCUUCUACGUCACAUCAGAAGAAAGACCGAGAAAUCAAAAGAUGGCAAACGCCAUGCAGUUCAGGUUGGCCCUAGCAACUGAAACGAUGCCGACGAAAAGGAUGAUGUUGGGUAUUCUAGACAUGAAGAACUAGCCACGCUGCGAUCACAGAGAUCCACGUGCUAGUUUUAUCCGUCCAGACUAUUAUCGGACAUCUUAUGGAGCCCCCACGUGCCUGGCACCAACCUGUCGGCACUGUUGUUCCGUGGAUGCCCUCUGACGAGCGGCACAAACCCACCAAAAAAUCCCGUCAGGUACAAUGGAACUCUGAGUUGGAAAGAAGAACUAGACUUGUAGAUUGGCAGGAUCUUGCCUGUCAAAGUUUAAGGGAAUGAUCACAGAAGUGUUUUGGGGAUUAUUUUGG